UUAGAGGGAUGGAAUCUAGCCGCUACCGUGUUGGGUUUAUUUUUUUAGCGAGGUGAUAGAGUCAGAGUGUAUGUGCGUUCUUUGAAUCGACUUUUCCAUAACAAGAUAUUAUUAGAAGCCUGGGAACAUCAAGGGUUACCUCAGAGCCAGCACUGAUUGACUAAAAUGCAAGUCUGUCAAAAGAACUGAAAUAAGGGGGCAAUCUGCAGAGGCUAAGAUAAAAGGAUGAAGCUCCAGCGUGUACAUCUGAAGUGUAAAAAUCUACAUGAGUUCCUCCAGGAGUUGAGUCCCACCAUUCUAGAUCAACUAUACAACCAUCCUGCAACUUGUUUAGCUGUGUUCAGAGAGCUUCCUGGGCUAGCUAAGAAUUAUGUAAUGCGCAUGCUCUUCCUCGAGCAACCUCUACCACAAGCAGCAGUUGCACUGUGGGUAAAAAAGGAAAAUCACAAAGAACAUGAAGAGAACACUCAGGUUUUAACAGGACUGCGUCUCUGGCAUAUGCAGCAACUCCCUGGUGGGCUACAAGGAUUAAUCUUAAACCCGAUUUUCAGAGAAAAUCUUAGAAUAGCUCUACUUGGUGGGGGAAAAGCUUGGGCUGAUGACGGUAGCCUGCUGGGACCUGAUAAACAUGGAAAAGAUGUGCUGUCAUUGGAUAAAUAUGCAGAGGAGAGAUGGGAGGUUAUUCUGCACUUCAUGGUUGGUUCUCCAAGUGCUGCUGUCAGCCAGGACUUGGCACAGCUCCUUAUUCAAGCUGGUCUUAUGAAAAGUGAAUCUGGCGAAGCUCCCUGCAUUUCAUCGGCUGGCUUCCAGUUUUUGCUUUUAGACACAGCUUCUCAACUCUGGUAUUUUAUGCUUCAGUAUCUAAAAACAGCCGAGUCUCGUGGAAUGAUUCUGGUGGAGAUCCUUUCAUUCAUGUUCCAGCUAAGCUUCUCAACUUUGGGAAAGGAUUACUCUGUGGAAGGAAUGAGCGACUCUUUAUUGACAUUCUUACAACAUCUGCGUGAAUUUGGACUUGUGUUUCAGAGAAAAAGGAAGUCUCGAAGGUACUACCCUACACGAUUAGCCAUAAAUCUAGCAUCAGGAGUAUCUGGAACCACUGUGGACAGCCAUAAACAAGGUUUUAUUGGUGUAGAGACAAACUACAGGAUAUACGCAUACACAGAUUCAGAGCUCCAAAUUGCCUUAAUAGCGCUUUUCUCUGAGAUGCUUUACCGGUUUCCAAACUUGAUUGUAGCUCAGGUUACACGAGAAAGUGUGCAGCAAGCAAUUGGAAAUGGUAUCACAGCUGAGCAGAUAAUCCAUUUCCUACGGACAAGAGCACACCCAGUGAUGCUGAAGCAGACUCCAGUGCUUCCCCCAACUAUUACUGACCAAAUUCGACUUUGGGAGCUUGAGAGAGAUAGACUUCGUUUCUCUGAAGGUGUCCUGUACAACCAGUUUUUAUCCCAGGUGGAUUUUGAACUUUUGCGAAACUAUGCACGCGAUCUUGGUGUUCUUGUGUUUGAAAACCCAAACAAACGAGUGAUGGUUGUUACACCAGCGGGUCAUUCAGAUGUCAAGCGCUUCUGGAAACGACAAAAACACAAUUCUUGAUAAAAAUAUGUUUUUGAGAUUCUGGAAUAUCUCUUUAAUGCAUAUCAAUAAUGACUGAAUUUGCAUUUUCUUUUAAAUGCUGGAAAUUUCACACAUCUUACAGUUAAAAUAUUGCAUUAUGUUCCUUCCAACUACUUUCUGCUUAGCUCAUAAAGAUAUACCCCAAGACCUGAAAUGAGGCCCGCCAUCACUGGUAUUUCACCGUAUUAAACUGGUAGUUCAGUAUUGGUAGAAUGGUGUAUCUUUUUGUAAUAUUAUUAUUGCAACAUUUCUCUACAAACCACUGAUGAUAUACACAUGUUUUGAAUAUCUAAUUCCUUCAUUUGAACUAUCAAUAUGGCAAGCUGUAAUGUAGAGUAGUAUCCAGUGAUAGAAGGUGCAUAGGUUCAUGACCAGAUCUAAUAAAUAAAAUGUGAUGAUCCUUAACAUGUAAAUAACGCACAAGAAAGAAAGGAUGGAGGGCUUGUGUCCAAGUACAAACACCAAAAAGUGUAGCAGUACUCAAAAUGGGAGUACAACGUACCCCACAGUGAACUUAACAUGUACACAGAACUAGGUUCACUAAAAUAUGGAGUUGCAUAUCAAAAACGAUAGAAAACUGUUCCCUAUGUAUUUGUAUAAUUUUCGGGAAAUCUCAAUUUAGUGAAUAUAUUCUAAAUAGAAAUUUGAGACUUGUUAAGUCAAGACAAAAAUGUGUAAAAUCUAAUUGGUCUGUUAUUUGCCACUUUUUAGUUAAAGGGACUUGAUUUCUCAUGAUUCAGAUAGAGCAUUUGCUUCACUCUCUUUGUAUUCUUUGUUGAAAAUCAUACCCAGGUAAGCUAAGAAGCAGCAAUGCACUAUGGGAGCUAGCCUGUUGAAUAGUGGCUGCAUAUCUAUGCCUCUUGUCAAUGGCUCACCCAUUGUGUUUAGCUAGCUCCCAGUGUUGCAUUGCUGCUCCAUCAACAAAGGAUACCAAAAGAUUUAGGCAAAUUUGAGAAUAUAGGUAAAUUGGAAAGUUGUUUAAAACGGUAUGCUCUAUCCUAAUGAAUAAAAAAAUGUGGGGUUUCAUUUCUCUUUAAAUAUUUAUCUAUUACUACAAUAUUUAUUUUGUGUUAUUAAACUAGACACAUUAAAAAGUGAAUAAAUGUUAAAAGGAAUACCAGGCAUGUGUAAAAAUGCUAUAGUAACAUCUUGCAGCAUAUUUUUUAUUUCCAAUUUUUGUAAUUUUUAUUUGAAUAAAUAUAAAUAAAAAAAUAUUUCUGUAAA
Bombina bombina (fire-bellied toad) is the source of this 2838-nucleotide messenger RNA. RefSeq names its product general transcription factor IIH subunit 4 (gene GTF2H4). Gene Ontology annotation, biological process: nucleotide-excision repair. The record is from RefSeq and is a predicted model, not a curated record. Lineage: Eukaryota; Metazoa; Chordata; Amphibia; Anura; Bombinatoridae. The transcript has 15 exons. Gene Ontology annotation, molecular function: double-stranded DNA binding; ATPase activator activity. Bases 226 to 1593 code for a protein of 455 amino acids. Gene Ontology annotation, cellular component: transcription factor TFIIH holo complex; transcription factor TFIIH core complex.